Messenger RNA from Drosophila nasuta, 4584 nucleotides. RefSeq names its product circadian regulator timeout (gene timeout). The transcript is spliced from 18 exons. Gene Ontology annotation, biological process: replication fork arrest; DNA repair; DNA replication checkpoint signaling. The record is from RefSeq and is a predicted model, not a curated record. Gene Ontology annotation, cellular component: replication fork protection complex. Gene Ontology annotation, molecular function: DNA binding. The coding region runs from base 115 to 4413 and encodes 1432 amino acids. Lineage: Eukaryota; Metazoa; Arthropoda; Insecta; Diptera; Drosophilidae.
AUUCUGCCAAUUGUGUGUUUGAUGUGCUUUGUGAAAUAAACAAUUGCAUCUCAGCUUGAAUUUAAGUAAUUAAUUAGAAUUGUGUGAAUUCGUGAUCUUCUCUGUUUGUGCAACAUGUCUGUGCUGUUGGCAGACAUCGAUGCCACUUGCGCCGCACUUGGCGUCAGCGAUGGAAGUCGUUACCAAGCAGAGCCCGAUGCUGCCGAGGGAUUGAAGCAUCUCAUUUGGAUCCUGCGUCGUGAUCUGGACAAUCAUGAGUAUCGUCGACACUUAGGACGCGCCAAGGUGCUGCAAACCGAUUUGGUUUACAUGCUGCCCGACUAUGUGCAACAUGAGGAACUAUCAGAUUUACUUAUUCGCCUGCUGGUCAUAUUGACGAAUCCAACGCUGUUGCUGUAUCGCGAUGGACCGCCCAAUGAUAAUCAUGGUCGUAAGGUAUUCAUGGAACUGAUCGACAUACUGCAGGGUUAUAAAGCAGCCUUUACUAGGGAUAAAAUCUGGACAGCAUUGUUUGAGAAACUAAAGCAGGCGUUGGAAAUUGCUUUUGCCAUACGCAGCGAGGAGCAGAAUUUACUGAUUGAACGUAUUCUCGUCCUGGUCCGCAAUGUUCUUCAAGUGCCUGCCAAUCCGGAGGCCGAGUGUCGAGCUGACAACGAUGCCAGUCUCCACGAUCAGGUUAUUUGGGCACUCCAUCAAACUGGCAUUCUCGAUCUGGUCUUGUUCAUUGUUUCCUCGCCGGAUGAGGCACAAUUUCAUUUGCAUGGACUGGAAAUCAUUUGUCUGCUAUAUCGUGAACAGAAUGCCGAAUCCCUGGCGGAUGCUUCACUGCAGCGCAGUCUAAGCGAGAAGCAACGUGAUCAGCAGGAGCUGCUAGCAGCACGUCGUAGGGAGCACGCUCGUCGCCAGGCUCGUCCUCCCUCCGGUCGCCAUUCCCGCUUUGGCGGCACCUACGUUAUGCGAAAUAUGAAAUCUGUGUCGGAUCGAGACAUCAUCUGUCAUCAGGCAUUGCAGCGUGUGUCCGCCAUGGACUUCGAUCGCGAGAAGCAGGCACAGAAGCGUUCGCAUCGUCACAUCAAGGAGCAGGCGCAGGUGACACGUCGUAGCGCAUUUACCGUAAGAUUGUGCCUGCGCGAAUAUUGCAUUGAGGUGCUGCGCUCCGCUUACAACACGCUCGUGCGGCAGGUGCGGCGUGUGCUGGAACGCAACGCUGGCUCGUCGAGUCACGAUGACUCCUAUCUAUUGUGGGCCAUACGAUUUUUCAUGGAGUUCAAUCGUUUGAGUGGUCUACAAUUGCAGCUAGUCAGCGAGUCACUAAGCGUGCAAUGUUUCCACUGGGUUCUGACGCGCAUGCAGCAUGACAUGGACAUGAUUCAGAGCGACAAGAAACAGGCGCGUCUCUGGGCCAAGCGCCUGCAUGUGGCUCUUCUGACAUUCCGCGAAUUGCUGCAGAGCUUGCUGGGACUGCAGAAGCUGAAGGAUGAUGACAACGCGCGUGGCCUCUUUGAUAUGUUAUUGAACAAUGUCUGCUAUGUGCUGGAGUAUCGAGAGACAAUACUGCAUUUGUUAAUGAACUACAAUGAGGCCCACAGCACAAAAGUUUUUCUACGGGAUGUUGUGGAAACGGCAAAUGUUUUCAUUAAAAUGAUGGAACGCUUCUGUCAGGAUGCAGUUGUCGUACAGGACAAGCGUCGAACUGGCGGUGGCAAACGCAAGAAGCAACCUCCGGCGUCCAAGUCGAAGCCGCCACAGCCAACGGAGGAAGAGCUGUCAAGCAAAUGGGCCGAAAUGGCUUCAGAGGUAAGCAUGCUCUUGGCAACAGAAUUGCAAUUGCCGGAACAUGAACAACCUUUGCCAUUUGAUGCUGCUUCGGAGAAGUCCAUUGAUGAUCAACGCGAGGAUUGUAUGAUGCGUAUAAAUAAAUUCUUACGUACCGGAAAGUUGGAGCAUGGAAUUGCCUUGCUGCGAUCUGCCAGAGAAGUCUGGCCAGAGGACGAUGUAUUUGGUUCAAUUACCGCUGCACCUGAAGAUGAAUUGCUGCUUUUGCGUGAGAUUUUCGUGCACAACAUUACAACAGUUGAUGCCGCAGACGAGCCGAUUGCAGAUGACAACGCGAAUGAUGACCAGGAUGGUGAUGAGGAUGAGGCCAAUGAGGAGUAUGAAGAGCGAGAUAAUGGACUGACAGAGAAAACGUUUAAAUUUGAGGAUUUUGCUCGCAGAUUGCUGCAUCCAAAAAUUGUGCGGGCCUGCACUCUGGUGCUGACUGACUGGACGCAGAUACCGACAAAGGCGCUAAAAGCGGCUGUUACCAUCCUGCAUCGCAUUGCCUACGGGUUGAGCUGCCCCGGCAUGCUCUAUCAGGCCAAGCUGUUUCGCAUCUUUCAACAAGUCUUCAGCGUUGAACGUGACACCCAUCAGGAGGAGUUGCGUCGUUUGGGCAUCUAUGUGCUGCGCAAAUUUGUCGAAGUAGCACCAACUAAUCCAAAAAUCUAUGCAGAGUUAUUAUUUUACAAAGGCAUCCGGGAGGCGAAUGAGCUGGAGACUGGCUAUUGUGAUGUCUACGAAACCGGCACGAAAGGCGCCUGGACCGAGGAACAAGAGGUGGAGUUACGUUUCCUUUUCGAAGAGAAUCAGCGGAAUCCAGAAACCGAUAAGGAUGUGAUUGAUUGGAUUCUGGACAAUUUGGUAGACAAGACACGCACUCGACGCGGCAUACUGAAGAAGCUGAAGGACAUGGACAUACACUUCAAGGCGCCAACGAAGCGCUCCACCAAAGCCGCGCUGGGCGGCAAAAACCUUUGGCAGCCGGAAGAGGACGAGGAGCUAAGCAGCUUAUACGAUCAGCAUCGCUUGGAGCCAGACUGUCUGCAGCGCAUUGUGGCGGAGUUCGGAGAGCGUCGCAAUAAGCAACAGAUCAUCAAGCGCAUGCUUCAAAUUCAUUUGAUAGCAGACAAAUCCGAGAUUAUACCUGUCAAGGAGAAAAAGAGCAAGGGAAAGUCCAAAAAUCAACAGCAGAGCGAUAACGAAAGCGGUGGUGAAGAUUAUAUGGAAGAACCGAUGUUCGAGAAUGCAAUCUCUAAACCAAAAAAAGUUGCCAAAGCCAAGCCACGCCAGAUCGUGCGCACUCCUCUGGAUAUAGGCACAGUACGUGCCUUAAUAUCACAGGUGGACAUGGAAAAGUAUCAACUGGCCAUUGACUGGUUAAAGGAGAGCCUAGAGGAAGCCAGCGAGGACAUCGAGGAGGCUGCCGAAGAUGAGGAUGGCGUGCCGCUUUUGCCGCUGCAGGAAGUGCAAAAGGAGGCCAUGGAACAGAGUGAGUUCCAAAAGAUGCUUGUUGCGUUGGGCUUGCAGCCGCCCAUUGUAGGCAUGGAAAAUUAUUGGCGUAUUCCAAUCUAUCUGAAUGCGGCGGAUUUGAAGCUACGUGCCAAAAUCGUAGGUGGAGAGGAAGUCGAAGAAGACAAUGAAAGCGAAGAGGAGGAAGAGCCGUCGCCGGUUGGCAACACAGAUGAAGAGGACGAAGAGGAGGAGGAUUAUCUGGACAAGUGCAGCAGGCAGCGAAAGCAGGCAACAACCGGCAAUAUAACGGCUGAACAGCAGCGUAAACUGGAAAGCAUCAUGUAUAGCAAAAGCGAUGAUGAGGUGGAACAUCGCGAGCCGCUUUCUAAAGCCAGCGUCAGCAAGGACAAGGGAAAACGUCAGCGUAAGACUAAGGCUAAGCAACAACAAAAGGACUCGGACGAUGACGAGGAAGUAAAUGAAAUAGCCCGCAAAUUGGCACGCAAGAAGCGGCGGCCUGAUGUGUCCAGUGAGGAUGAACCCGAACCGGAGGAGGAGCAGGAACAGUCUGGCAAGCCCAAUACGGAUGAUUUAUUUGAACAAUUGAAAGCUAAACGCGCCACUAAAAUCCAAUUGAGCGAUAUGGUUUUGAGUGAGUCUGCCAGAGCUGAGUCUGAUGCUGCCGCUGCCGAGGAUGAGGAGGACGAUGAUGCAUUUAACUUCAACUCGGAAGACUAUCGGGCACGAUUGCUAGAGCUGGAGGAGGAAGAAGAGAAGGAGCAGGAACAGAGAGAAAAAGAAUCGGUGGUGCUGUCGGAUCAUGACAAAGAGAAUGCCAUAUUGCAGGCAAAUAACACAAUCAAGACAUCGUCGUUGUCGUCGUCGUCGUCCUUGCAGCGCACACGUCGUGCUAAUGUAAUUGACUCGGAUAGCGACAACGAUGAUGCUGGCGCCAUGCCCCCCAACAAGGCAAACAAACGCCCACGCAGUGACAAUGAGCAAGAUGGCCAACGGGAUGAGGCAGAUACAGACGAUGAGGAUAUCAACUUUCUGGCACGCAAAAAGCCAGCCAGCUCAGAGCCAGCCAAGCGGCGUCGUGUGGCCAUCAUCGAUGAUGAUGACGACGACGAUGAUUUCUAGCUUAUAAUUUAGUUACUGCUUUAAUUUUGAUGCUGCUGCUUCUAGUAAUUGUCAAUUAACAUAGGGAGUAGAACUAAUUGAAAUUUUAUUGUAACUAUCAGCCAACUUUGUGUUUAAUAUCAAUGUCAAACAAUUGGAGAAUAAAUAAAGUCUCACACAACUCUUCGUAGU